AUGAGUAGAUUCUCUAUUUUAUCGAAUGAUAUGGACAAGGUGCAUUCUGUCUAAGGGACAAGUCUUUGGUUAGGAAGUUUGAAGGCUGCCAAGAAUUCUUGUCUUUUACGAUAAAAUAACAUCAAGACUGUGAUCACAGUAGCCAAUAAUAUCACUCUUAAAAUAGAGAAUUUCAAGCAUCAUAUUUUUAGUAUUGAAGAUAGUACUUCAUUUCGCAUAAUUGAUUAUUUCUAACAAAUUAAUGAAGUUAUAGACGAGGGAUUAAGAAAUGGUUCAGUUUUGGUACAUUGCAUGGCAGGGAUUUCCAGAUCGAGUGCAUGUGUGAUAGCCUAUUUGAUGUAGUCUCAAGGAUGGCCAUACGAAAAAACAUAUUACUACGUAAAAGAAAAACGAUUAACAAUUAAUCCCAAUCCAGGGUUCAAGAAAUAGUUGAUUCAAUAUAGCAAAAAAUUGGAGAAACUUCAAAAUACUAAGAGUUCAAACGAGUCAACUCAAUCGAGUAGAUAAUUGCCUUCUCCUAGAAACAUACAUUAGUCCCCAUAGGAUUUUAUUAUGCAAUUAAUCAAAAAUAACAUUAAGUCACCAAGCAGAAAGAUAGAAUAAUUAGAUUAAUCUUCAACAGUGGAGGACAAAGAGAUAUACAGAUUGUAAUUGGCAUAAAAGUUGUUUGCUCAGAGUCUUCAGAACAAUUGUUAAAAGACAGUUCAAAAUAUGUCUGACCACUUUAAAUAUAAUACUCCUCCUAUCAAAAUGAAUAUCUCUAACACCAUUGAUUACUUUUCAUAAACUGAUAGACUUUUUUGA
Molecule: messenger RNA, 804 nt
Organism: Paramecium tetraurelia
Lineage: Eukaryota; Ciliophora; Oligohymenophorea; Peniculida; Parameciidae
Exons: 3
Biological process (GO): protein dephosphorylation; negative regulation of MAPK cascade
Cellular component (GO): cytoplasm
Molecular function (GO): MAP kinase tyrosine/serine/threonine phosphatase activity; protein tyrosine/threonine phosphatase activity
Source: RefSeq, a predicted model, not a curated record